UAACUAUGAAGAAAAUAUAGAGAGAGAAAAUAGAGAGAGAAAGAGAGAGAUGUGUCGGCGACGUUUGGAUUUUCUUUAAACAGGAGACAACGUGGUAGCCGACCCAAUUGAAGGCUCAAGGAAUGCAUGCUUGCCUCACUUAUCUGUAUCUCUGAAUUCUCUUUCUAUAUAUUUUAUCUACUACUCAUAAAGAUCCAAUUUUUCCACGGGUGGAUUGGAUGCAUCACAGAGAUGGAUAGAUAAAUGACUUCUUCUCCUUCAAUUCUUCAUCCACCCACAGCCCUGCUCUGUUUUCUUCAAGGCUCUGUUUCUCUUGUCUUUCCCCGCCGCUUUUCCUCCCCAUCUUUCUAUCUCUCUCUCUCUAUAUAUAUGGAGGUAGAGAGAGAUAGAGAGAGAUAGAUGUCAGAGGCUGAUAGGCACCGACCCAUGUAAUAUAUUUUCUUCUUCUUUGUGGGUUUGGAUUUGAGAGUGAUAAAGAGGGAAGAAGAGAGUUUCAGACAUGGAAGGUGGGUGUUUUACGACAUCGAAGUCUGGGUGUACCACAACGUCGCGUAAAGGGUCGCAGAGAGAUAAGCCUUACAGAGGUAUAAGGAUGAGGAAGUGGGGGAAGUGGGUAGCUGAGAUCAGAGAACCAAACAAGAGAUCAAGGAUAUGGCUUGGUUCUUACUCAACUCCCAUGGCUGCUGCUCGGGCAUAUGACACGGCUGUUUUCUAUUUGAGGGGACCUUCAGCUCGUCUCAAUUUCCCAGAAUUCUUAGUCGCAGAGGAUGAGCUUCAUGACAUGUCUGCGGCGUCGAUUAGGAAGAAGGCAACCGAGGUUGGGGCUAGAGUCGAUGCCAUCGAAACUGGGUCGAUUGGUUCCCAAUUCAAUUCUUGCAAGAAAUCGUCCAACAAGAAGCCUGAUUUGAACCAGAAACCAAAUCCUGAGAGCUCUGAUGAAGAUUGAAGAGCAAACCCCCCUUUUUGAAACCUCUGUUUCUAUAUUUUUCUUUUUUAAUAGGGUGUAUCCAGAUGGUUGACCAGCAUCCAACAGAGAUUUAUCUGAUUCUGAUCUAGUCCCUAAGAGGGGGAGAGAAAAAUCAACCAAAAUUCAGAAAACUGUCAUGGAUAUGAAAGAGAGAAUCAGUUCCAAUAGGGAAGAAACAACAGCAAUCCUUUGCACUCUGUAUAGCUCUUUCAAAUCAGUUUCAAGAAUUUUCUUUCUUUUUUUUUUUAAUGUGAAUUCUUAAAAACUUUUUUUCUUCUUCUUUCGGUUCUUCUCAAAGGUUAGAAAGUGAGGCAGAGUGGAAGGAAAGUAAUGGCUGGCCUACCUCUGCUGCUACUAUGUACUAAUUGGUUUUUUUGUUGAGAAAGAGAAUAGAUAGGAAACGAGAAAGUAAGAGAUAAAGGGAUAAGAUUAGUUAGGUACUCUUUCUUCUUUCUGGUUGAAGCUGUUGUGGAUGAUGUGCUUGUGGACUCCACAAAGAGAGAGAGAGAGAGAGAGGAAAGGGGUCUGUGGUCCUCCACCUAAAACAACAAUCCAGACAAUCAAAGAGAGAAAAGAGGGAAGAAAAGGUCCGUAUCACAGUCAGUCAUGGAUCGUAAUGUGGAGUUCUCCAAAAAAGUAUAUGAUGCAGCAAGCAUGUUUCGUUUCGUUUCGUUUUAUUGUAACUUUGUAUUAUAUUGUGUCAUGUUUGAAUUCCCACCACCGAAAGAAGGGAAAAUAUUGUGAAUAUUAUGAUUAUCAUUUCUUUAUCAUCAAUCAUCCAAAGAAGUCUUUAUCUUA
This is a messenger RNA of Macadamia integrifolia, 1765 nucleotides long. RefSeq names its product ethylene-responsive transcription factor ERF011-like. Bases 500 to 946 code for a protein of 148 amino acids. Gene Ontology annotation, molecular function: DNA binding; DNA-binding transcription factor activity. NCBI's taxonomy places the organism in Eukaryota, Viridiplantae, Streptophyta, Magnoliopsida, Proteales, Proteaceae. Gene Ontology annotation, biological process: regulation of DNA-templated transcription. The transcript has a single exon. The record is from RefSeq and is a predicted model, not a curated record.